This is a messenger RNA of Coregonus sp. 'balchen', 3392 nucleotides long. Lineage: Eukaryota; Metazoa; Chordata; Actinopteri; Salmoniformes; Salmonidae. The record is from the annotation of a GenBank genome assembly.
UCUUAGCUACCUCUGAUGGGACAAGGCAGGGACUGGACAGCAUGAGAGGAGGAGUGUGUGUGACACGAGGGAUGAAGGUGAUUCUCAAAGUGGGACAGAGUGAGUAUCUUCAUCAGAUAUAUUGUCCUUCAAUUUGGUGUCAUAUCAGUCUUUCAAUAGUUAUCAUCCUCAUGUAAAUGAAUAUUCAUGGGGGUCGUCAAUAUUCUUGUAACUGCCAUAUGUCAAAUCAAAUCACAAUUUAUUUUUGAAGUGCAUUUGAAGGAUAAGUUCACUUUUUUGGAAGCAAAUCUGUAUUUCUGAUGUAAAUGGUAUGCCAUAGAAGUGUCCAGACACUUUUUUUGCGAUUUCACUUGGUUUUGAGAAACUUACCCCACCAGCAAUAUAUUUCCUCAUGCUCGUUCUGCAGUUGCAGGGUCACAGAUAAAACAUGAAGAAAAGUGCACAAAAAAAACGUCCUUUUGAAACAGCAACGCUCUCAGGGUCUUUAGAUGUUGUACACAUGAAAUUAUGUCAUUCCGAACUUAAUCCACAACGUUAUAUUCAGUUUUGUUGGACUCAAGCGAUAUUUUCUGUGUGCGCUUUCUGAGUCCCAACAAAAUGGAAUACAACAUUGUUAUAUACAGAUUUGGUUAGAGAAAAGUGAAUUGUCCUUUAACAAAAGCCUAAAUUCUCAAUACACUUUACAGAAAAUAUAAUUCAUAAAAAUGUAAUGUUGUUCACAACCCUAAACCAACUGUGUGAUUUCCCAUAGCUGCUUAUGGCCUCCCACCCAAACCCAAACCAGACCCAAACCGCUUCAACCCCAAAGGUAAGUCAGUCUACAGUACAGUACUCCAGAGGAGGGAGAGGAAACUCACUUCACUGGUGUAAUGAUACAGUAUUAUUAAGUCUUUGAUCCUGACCCCUCUCCCCUUACAGGGAAUGGGACGACACCCAAGGCAGGUGGCGAGGGCGAGGGGAACAACGGGAACAACCCUCCACCCUCCUCUAGCGUGGCGGUGAUCGCUGGAGCAGUAGGAGGCGGAGCCUUUCUCCUCAUCGUGACCGCAGUCAUCUGUGUGGUGUGUUACCGCUGGCGACAGAACAAGCACUCUGAGACUCACCACCCCACCCUGACCCUGACCACCCUCACCCCCAAGAGGGGCAGCACCAGCGGGGCCGGCUGUACCGCUGGAGGCAACAACGGCUCAGAGCCCAGUGACAUCAUCAUCCCGCUGCGGACUUCAGACUCGGCCUACUGCCCGCACUAUGAGAAGGUGAGCGGGGACUACGGCCACCCCGUCUAUAUCGUCCAGGAGAUGCCCCCCCAGAGCCCAGCCAACAUCUACUACAAAGUAUGAGGGAGGGACAGCCACACAGCCCGGCUGACAUAGACAUACAGGUGUACCAACACAUAGACUGCUGUUUUCAAUGUAGAAAUACAACUGUCCCUCUAGCUCCCUCCCUCCACUCCCUCACUCGCCCCACCUCCCUCUCUAUGGCUGACUGUCUGGGAUGGCUGCCCUCACCCUCCUGUCCCAUGGACUGUGCUGUACAGUGCUCUGACACUGUGAAUGAAUGGAUGGAUUGAUGGAUGGAUGGAUGGAUGGAUGGAUGGAUGGAUGGAUGGAUGGAUGGAUGGAUGGAGGGAGGGAGGGGUGGUUGUGUCUGGGUGGGGGUAUUGAUCUGUUCCCUGCUGUGAACCCUAUGAUGGAGGCCAUGAGUAUUGACAUGUGGGCCAUUAAACUGACUGACUCACUAUGGCAGCGACUCAGUCCCCACCUCUCACUCAAAGUGAGAACACUGGAUAUGAAAUGUCAAACCUUUUCAAAGUGUUAGUGUGUGUAUGUGUGUGUGUCUGUAUGUGUGUGUAUGUGUGUGCCUACGAGUAACCUGUAUGUCUGCUUGUGUGUGGUGCGUAAAACCAAAACCACAAGAGCGACUAUCAAAGCAAGAUUCUGAUUUCUACCCACUGUCAUCAUUUACAGAUUAUAUAAAAUAAUUAUUUCAGAACUCAUUUGUAGAUUUUUUAUAUUUCCAUUCAGAUUUCUGUUAGACACAGUUGUUCUCUUUAUGCAUUGUACUGUAUGUUCUCUGUUUUAGAGUCUAGAUGAGAUCUAGGUACUGUUGUUUAUUUCUGUUUUUGUGUUUGAAGGACCUUCUCUUCCUUUAUCCCAUUCUCUCACUCACUCUACAAUGCCUUAGCAUUGAAAUAGUUCACUUUUCUGUAUAGAAAGUUUCACAGAGGAAGGAGGAUAGUACAUCAGUACAAAGAGGUGUACACAAUAAGAAGCAGAGUAAGAAAAAUGACAAAGUAUUGGGAAAGUGUUUGAACAGAUGAAGCCACAAACACUGUGAUUCUCCCAUACUGUGCCUGCAGAUGCACAUCCACACAUAGCUACAGAACAGAAACCUUAACACACUGUAUUGUUCAUGUUGCUCCUCUAUGCCCGGUGAAAGUGUUUGUUUCUUUAGAGGUGAAUUAUCUGUUUGGUUUUGUUUCCCACACUGCACUGGUAACUGAUGACCUAUGGUUGGCUGGAGGAAAGGAGAGGAAUGCAGGAAGUAAAGAAGGUGAAAAGGUUGGAGGUCAUUGUUGAAAUGCCACAGGCGAUAGUCAACAUAUAUAGCACCAUGUUGAAGUCCACCUGUCAAUGUGAUUUAGAACAUCCUUUGUCUGCUGGACCCUUUCAACACAAUGUGCACAUAAUGACUGCUAUAGGGGAAACAUCUCUUUAAAUCUCUUUAAACAUAUCUGUGGCUUUAAAUCUCAGUCCUCAGGUCUCAGGACCACACCUCAUACACAGACAUAGAUGUAUUGUUUCAUAAAUGUUUUCAUACAAAGUAGCGGAUUCCUACUGUAGUUGUUCUUAUGUUGUAUGAUGGUUUCUAUGAUGUUGAGGUUCAUAGUCAGAGCAUUGAAGGUAGUGACAGAGUGAUGGGAAACAUCACAGAUCAGCUUCCGCUGGGUCUGAUAUCAUCUCUCUGCGACAUUUCUUAAUCACUCUGGGACAUUCUGGACCUCAUAUUGACAUCACAACCCUUCAAUAAUAUUGGACUCUGAUUGGACUACAAGCAACAGCACACUACCUGAGACAUGGGGGACAGACACCUCUGAUUAGAGAGGAACAGAUGGAUUUUUUGAUUGCUUGAAUAAUCAUGUCCUGUCCUUGUGUUCCUUUCAAGACAUUCUGCUUUCACUGUUUUCUCUACCAGGGACCAUCUGGACUCUGUGGACCACAGUGUAAUUCUGUGGUCCAUUCUACCAUAUUCUGUGUACCAUUUUCCAUAUAGUGUUUCACUGUCUUUCUCACCUGCUGUUUUCCACUCAGUUAUUUUGUGCCAAUAACCUCAUCCAGAGAAGGAGGGGCCCUGCUUCUCACUUCAGAACUGAGGAGCGACAGAUCGGACGC